AUGAAUACACAUCAAAUGCUGAUAUUUGCCGCAUUUACAUUUAUUUCUGCGACAAGUGUAUUACCGUGGAAUUUAUUUAUAAAUGCAUAUGAAUAUUAUCAGUACAAGCUGCGUAAUGUUACCGAGAAUAUAACUCUAAUUGAAGAAAAAGAUGGUACCGAAUUACAGCGUACUUACGAGGGAUGGGUUACACUUACAGGUGGUGUUUCAUGCGCUUUUGGUUCAGGAAUAAAUUUUUUGGCGACAGGGCGCAAGGAAGCCCUUGUUAUAUUUUCUAUCAAAAAAAUUAUCCUAAAAUUUCUUUUCAUAUUGGGACAUUCAUUACGAAUUCGAGCAGGUCAUAUGGUGGUACUAUUGGCACUUGUUCCAACGAUUUUAUUAACAUAUAUCGAUACUGAUGCAUUCCAGUUAGCUUUUUUCUGUAUUUCGAUGUUGCUCGCUUCAUUAGCAAGUUUUGGUUCGGUUGGUUUGAUUGCUUGCGGUCUUUUGGGAUUUUCAGCGAAGUUUCCAUCUAAAAAUGUACAAGCAGUAAUGAUUGGUCAGUCGGUGGCUGGGAUCUUAAGUUCUCUAUUGAACAUUGUUUGCCAAACUUUUACAGCUAAUGCUCUUAUGAGUGGUCGUUUAUUGUUUGCAGUUGCCUUUAUUUGGACUAUUUUUAGUGUCUUUUUUUAUGAGUUAUUGAUUCGGUCGAACGAAACUGAAUCGUAUAACGGAAUUAACCAGCUAUCUGAUCAACGGCUUCUUGAUAGUGUUGACGACACUUUCGAAGCGGAUGAACCUCCGCUUCAUUUAUGUUCAGCGGAAACUCAUUCGUUAUGGAAUGAUGCAAAAGAAGUGUGGAAAAAAACUGAGGUGGAGUGGUGGGCUGGUUUUAUUGUUUUUUUCGGUACUAUGACAGCUUUUCCAGCUAUAUCAUCGUUAGUUCAAACAAGUGCGAGAAAUUUAGUCUGGAAAAAGGUGACAAAUAUCAAUGGGAUACUGUUUUGUGUAGAAAAUGAUGAACUUGUGGAUGCUGAUUGUUACUGA
This is a messenger RNA of Acanthocheilonema viteae, 1026 nucleotides long. The record is from the annotation of a GenBank genome assembly. Lineage: Eukaryota; Metazoa; Nematoda; Chromadorea; Rhabditida; Onchocercidae.